AUGUGGAUGGCUCCUGCCAAGCCCCUGGGCGACGCGCAGAUCCUGGACGUUCUGCACAGUUUCGAGGCUGAACCAUACGUGGCUCAUUCCAUGUUUGUGGUGUCUUUGCAGGGUGUGAAAGAAGAGGUCACGGAGAAACCAAAACGUGCUCCGACCGCAGACAAAGCUGGCUGGAUUAAGAAAAGCAGUGGAGGUCUUUUGGGAUUAUGGAAAGAUCGUUACAUCCUGUUAUGUAAAACGCAGCUACUGGUGUAUGAAGAUGAGGAGGAACAGAAAUGCUUAGAAACGGUGGAACUGGAGAGAUAUGAGAAGUGCCAGGAUCUGCGCGCUCUCUUGAAAAGGAAAAACCGUUUCAUUUUAAUUCGAUCCCCGGGUAAGAAGGUCCAUGAUAUCAAAUUUCAGGGGCAGAAUGCGGAAGAGAAAGAAUCAUGGAUGAAAGCCCUGAAUGAAGGGAUCAGCAGAGCCAAAAAUAAAAUCCUUGAUGAGGUCAAGGUAGAUCAGAGCCUUUCCCUGGAACAUGUGACUCGAGACAGAGUGAAAGUGAGUCAUGGGCGCAGACCACCCACCAGAAUUCACCUGAAAGAGGUUGCCAAGUCUACAUCGGAUGGAAUCUUGAGGCUGGAUCUGGAUAUAGUAGAUAAUGGCCCCCCAGACUUCACCUUGACUGUGAGCGAUAAUGAGAACGUCCCUCCUCCAAAGGAAACUCCAAAGCCACCUAUGCCUCCUACAAAGCCCAGUGUCAUGUCAGAGAAGCCGAGUGCGGAUGACAGCGUUGCUGAUCAAGAGCUUAAAAAGCCUCUGUUGCCUCCAGCUAAGAAGUUGAAGGCGAGUACACCGUCAAAGGAUGAUCUAAACAACAAGGACGUGGGUUCAGUCAGUCAAGGUGAAGAGAGUGAAGAACCUAAAGCCUCAGCAGGGGACAAUGAAGAGAAUCUCAUGGAGGUCAGCGACAGCAGCACGGCAAAGCCUCCGAUUCCUCCUCCUAAAAUCUUAUCGGACAAGCUGAAAGGGGUCAGUUGGGAUGAACCAGCCCCUCACCCUCAAAGCACAGAAGGUUUGGAACCGUCCAAAGGUGGCAGUCAAGAAUACCUCACAGAGGUGGUCACAACGGCUACUGUGAAACCUCCACUUCCUCCUAAGAUUUUAUCAGAAAAAUUGACAGCAAGUAUGGAUACCACCCCGAGCAGUUUAGAGGCGAAGAGUUCAGAAGGCAAGGAGCCCCAUGAUUCCACCUCCCCCAGGGAUGGAAUGGAAGAUGGGGAAGUGACAGAAUCCACUCCCCAAAAAGUAGAGCGUGAAGAAGGAAGUGAGAGAGUUGCUGCUGAGAAAGAGGAGCCGCAAACAAUACAGGAACAAAUAAAGACUUCCUUAGAUACCGAAGCAAAGCAGGAAAGUACAGAGGUUCCUAGUAAAGAGAAAACACUUUUACCACAGACCAUAGCAAAUCCCUCGCCUUUCAGAACUCGCUGUGCAUCUCUAGGAGAUCUGCUGAAUGAAUCGAAAAAUGCAGAAAAAGAACUUCUGAGUCCAGGCUUCCGCAAGGAGCCCCAAUCCUGCCUGGCUAAAAUGGAGGAGAAAGUGGUUUGCGAAAGGGAAAAGACAGAAAAACUUCUGCAAAAGGUUUUACGCCAAGAGUUAGAACAAGCACAGGAGGGAAAUGGACCCCCAGUAAACGCAGAGACAUUACUCAAUGAGGCAGUAGAGCAGCUUCGGCAAGCAACACAAGUCCUACAAGAAAUUAAAGGGUUAGGAGAACUGAAUAAGGAACCGACAGAGAAACAGAAAGAAAAGCCGAAGGAUCUAGUAACUCUUUAUAGGAGAAGUGCUCCCUGA
Emys orbicularis (European pond turtle) is the source of this 1833-nucleotide messenger RNA. RefSeq names its product pleckstrin homology domain containing O2 (gene PLEKHO2). NCBI's taxonomy places the organism in Eukaryota, Metazoa, Chordata, Testudines, Emydidae. Gene Ontology annotation, biological process: macrophage apoptotic process. The transcript has 6 exons. The record is from RefSeq and is a predicted model, not a curated record. Bases 1 to 1833 code for a protein of 610 amino acids.